Molecule: messenger RNA, 1176 nt
Organism: Malassezia restricta
Lineage: Eukaryota; Fungi; Basidiomycota; Malasseziomycetes; Malasseziales; Malasseziaceae
Product: sphingolipid 4-desaturase/C4-monooxygenase
Exons: 1
Coding region: 1-1176 (391 amino acids)
Biological process (GO): ceramide biosynthetic process
Cellular component (GO): membrane
Molecular function (GO): sphingolipid delta-4 desaturase activity
Source: RefSeq, a predicted model, not a curated record
AUGCUAGGCUUUUUUCGGCGUGAUCUUCAUUGGAAUAAGGCUGUGCCGAGCAUAAAUAUCGAUUGGUCUUUGUAUGGAGGAGAAGAGAGAAUGAAAGCAGGCUCUGAUCGAGCUGCCACUGGUCGGCCUUGGAUGCCUCAUGUAAGCGACAAGCCUCUGGCAUCGGAUGACUUUCUAUGGUCUUUAAAUGAAGAGCCCCAUCGCACACGCAGACUAGCCAUCAUGAAAGCGCAUCCAGAAGUGCGUAAGCUGAUGGGCCACGAACCUUUAACGAAAUAUGUGGCCGCAGGUGUCGUGUUUCUCCAGCUUAUGGUAGCACUGACUCUAACCUUUCUGGGCGUACAUCCACUCGACUGGCGCUUUAUACUAACUGCCUAUCUCCUUGGUGGUAUUGCGAAUCAGAACCUUUUCCUAGCCAUUCAUGAAAUUACACACAAUCUCGCAUUCAAGAGCAUUGCAGCAAAUCGCCUUCUUGCGAUACUCGUGAAUCUGCCCGUUGGCGUUCCUUUCGCCAUGACAUUCAAACCAUACCAUAUUGAGCAUCAUAAGCAUUUGGGCGAGGAUGGUAUUGACACUGAUAUGCCGACCCGACUUGAGUUGAUGGUCUUGAAUAACGUUCUUGGCAAGGCCUUUUUCGCCACUUUUCAGCUUUUUUUCUACGCAAUCCGACCUGGUUUCGUCCGCGUUCAAAAACUUACAGCAUGGCACAUGUUGAAUAUUUGCAUUCAGCUGCUGUUUGACUUUAUGAUAUGUUAUCUUUGUGGGUCGCCGGUCCCUCUGUACUAUUUCCUCAUGAGUUCUUUCUUUGCCGGCUCUCUCCACCCCAUCGCCGGGCACUUCAUUGCUGAGCACUACAUGUUCAGCAACAUUGAGCAAGAAACGUGGAGCUACUACGGCCCUUUAAAUAUUUUUACUUACAAUGUUGGAUACCACAAUGAGCAUCAUGACUUUCCCUCUGUUCCUUGGACGCGCCUUCCAGCUUUGCGUAAACUUGCACCUGAAUUCUAUGAUGUGCUUCCAUCACAUUCUUCUUGGACUAUGGUUAUUCUGGCCUUUAUCUUCAGCAACCACUCUGGUAUGAACAUGCGCGUGAAGCGUCAGCCUAGAUUCAAGAAGCUGCAAGAACCUUCAAUAGAAGAUGCUCCAAACUACACUGGCUGGGAAGUUCGCACCUGA